Apaloderma vittatum (bar-tailed trogon) is the source of this 2303-nucleotide messenger RNA. It is a transcript of the gene LNX2, whose product is annotated as ligand of numb-protein X 2. The record is from RefSeq and is a predicted model, not a curated record. Bases 1 to 2064 code for a protein of 687 amino acids. Lineage: Eukaryota; Metazoa; Chordata; Aves; Trogoniformes; Trogonidae. Gene Ontology annotation, molecular function: protein binding; ubiquitin-protein transferase activity. The transcript is spliced from 9 exons.
AUGGGGACUACGGGUGAUGACAUGGCUUUGGUAGAACAGAAUGCCUCCUUGAACCCUCUGUGCUUCGAGUGUGGCCAGCAGCACUGGACAAGGGAGAACCACCUCUACAACUACCAGAACGAAGUGGACGAUGACUUGGUCUGCCACAUUUGCCUUCAGCCCUUGUUGCAGCCAUUGGACACUCCCUGUGGACACACUUUCUGCUACAAGUGCCUAAGGAACUUUCUGCAGGAGAAGGAUUUCUGCCCGCUGGAUCGAAAAAGACUCCAUUUUCAACUCUGCAAAAAAUCCAGCAUUCUCGUUCAUAAACUAUUAGACAAGCUAUUUGUUUUGUGCCCCUUCUCUUCAGUGUGUCAGGAAGUCAUGCAACGAUGUGACCUGGCAGCACAUCUCAAAAACAGGUGUCCUGGGGCUUCUCAUCGAAGGGUUGCUCUGGAGAGAAGGAAAACAAGCAAGCUGCAAGCAGAAGCGGAGGGCGAGACCGUUCCCGGUGGGAUGGAGCAGCCCAGCAGUUUAUCUUCAGAUGCAGAUCAGGGAAUAGCGCCAGCCGAGCAGAACUUCAGCUCACCCGCCCUCCCUGCAUGGACAGACGAGCCCGGCAUCGACAAUCCGCCUUUCGAGGAGAACACAGUAGCAGACACAAAUCAACAGCCACCUACCUUGCCUGAAGGAGAGAUCACUACUAUUGAAAUUCAUCGGUCCAAUCCUUAUAUCGAAUUAGGAAUUAGCAUAGUGGGUGGCAAUGAAACGCCUUUGAUCAACAUUGUCAUUCAGGAGGUUUACCGAGAUGGGAUCAUUGCCAGAGAUGGAAGACUGCUUGCUGGAGACCAAAUACUUCAAGUCAAUAGCUUCGACAUAAGCAACGUGUCUCACAACCACGCUCGGGCGGUGCUUUCCCAGCCGUGCUCGGUGCUGCACCUCACUGUGCUGAGGGAGAGGCGUUUCGGCAGCCGCACGCGCAACCACCCGGAGCCCAGCGGCUCCCUGCGCGAGGACAGCUUCCAAGUCACGCUGCACAAACGUGACUCCAGUGAGCAGCUCGGCAUUAAGCUCGUACGCAGAACGGACGAGCCAGGAGUUUUUAUUCUCGACCUUUUGGAAGGGGGUUUGGCUGCUCAAGACGGCAGGCUCUGCAGCAACGACCGUGUACUCGCAAUUAAUGGACAUGACCUGAAGCACGGGACACCCGAACUUGCUGCUCAGGUUAUACAGGCUAGUGGAGAGAGAGUGAAUUUGAUCAUCUCUAGACCCCUGAAGUCGCAGACGGUCAGUAUUAUCCGAGACACGGGGAAUCACAACAGCAGCUCACACCAACAUCAGACCCAGCAGCUCUUUCACAGCAGACCCAACUCACACAAGGAUCUCUCCCAGUGUGUUACAUGCCAAGAAAAGCACAUUACUGUGAAAAAAGAGCCACAUGAAUCUCUGGGAAUGACGGUGGCAGGAGGCAGAGGCAGCAAAAGUGGCGAACUGCCCAUCUUCGUGACAAGUGUACAGCCCCACGGGUGUUUGGCAAGAGACGGCAGGAUUAAACGAGGUGAUGUGCUGCUGAACAUCAAUGGCAUCGAUUUGACAAACCUAAGUCACAGCGAGGCAGUGGCCAUGCUGAAAGCUAGUGCGGCCUCUUCUGUAGUUGCCCUGAAAGCCCUCGAAGUCCAGAUUGUAGAAGAACAGCCCCAGGUUAACGAAGACCAAUUGAGUACCAUCAGUGAAAAUGAGUACGAUGCCAGCUGGUCACCGUCGUGGGUCAUGUGGCUGGGACUUCCAAGCUGCCUACAUAGCUGCCAUGACGUAGUCCUGCGGCGGAGCAAUUUAGGGAGCUGGGGCUUCAGCAUUGUCGGUGGCUACGAGGAGAACCACACGAACCAGCCUUUCUUCAUUAAAACAAUUGUUCUUGGAACUCCUGCGUACUUUGAUGGGAGAUUAAAGUGCGGUGAUAUGAUUGUUGCUGUAAACGGACUGUCCACGGUUGGAAUGAGCCAUUCUGCACUCGUUCCCAUGCUGAAGGAGCAGAGGAACAAAGUAACUUUAACCGUGAUUUGCUGGCCUGGAAGCCUCAUAUAGAUUUGUGAAUCUUUUCGGUUCAAGCAGCGUCUUUUUCUAGAGAGCUAGCACAAAAAUCACCUCUGUCUUCUUUUUCCUAUUGAUACAGCUGGUUAUAAGCAGGGCCAAAACUGCUGUAUUUUCUUUUUUUUUCCUUACGGGCCUCUCAGACUUACUCUAUAUAUCUUUCCAUCCUGAAAUAGCCAUUUCUGUCUGUUAUAUCCAUCGCUGACACAAAUGCAAAUAUACACGAGCUCACA